Messenger RNA from Symbiodinium natans, 2010 nucleotides. Lineage: Eukaryota; Dinophyceae; Suessiales; Symbiodiniaceae. The record is from the annotation of a GenBank genome assembly.
AUGGCGGGUACCAGGGCCAACCGUGUAAAAAUGGGGUCGCUGGAGGUGGCGCUUAGCCUCGGUGAGAACAGGGUCCAGGACCCCGGGUGGCUCCUCAUAAAACAGCACUGGCAAACCCUUGCCCCGUUGCUUUGGCCUGAGGGCCAGACGGGUGCAAUGAUGCACAGGGCCUGGGAGCUAUCAUGGGAAAAGAUGUGCCGGAGCAAGGAACCUUGGCGGAUUGUCGCUGGCCCUAUUAUGGCCAUGCAAGCGUACCUCAGAGAGCUGGCAAUUGAAGCCCCCUCCUUACAGGUCUGGAGGUUCGGUGCGCUCAGUGUUCAACCUGGCCCGGGGCGUGAGCAACAGCUCCUCGUGGAGGAGGCCCUCCACAGGAGGUACACCGAAGCGCAGUGUCGGGCCGUCGCGGCAACAACGUCCGCCCGAGGGGCCGACGGAGGAUUGGACUGGACAGUCGCCCGUAGACUGCUUAAGAAGCAUCACGGUAGGCCCAGACUCUGUGGGGGCCUCAGGUCCGUCUGGCAAGGGGGUUUCUAUACCAGCGACAAGUCCAAGCAGCUGUGCCCAGAAUGCAAAGAGGAGGCUGACCUCCCGCACAUACUGAUCCAUUGCAAAUGGUGGGCACGGCAAGUGGAUGCCCCAGCCCUCCCUACGUGUGGGGAGUCCAUUCGCGCGGAGGUUAGUCAAUUUCCCUGUUUCUUUGACAGAGGUCUCGUCCCAUCCGCACUUACCAGCCACCCAAUGCCUCCUGAAGGUUCGAUGGGCAUUAGAGCAACAGGAGUGUUCUGCUCACCUCCGGUUGCUGGCCUGUGGUUUGGUACGGAUGCCAGUGGCGGCCAGGCGUCCAGCGACCCCCGGUGUUGUAUGGUGGCCUGGGCAGUCAUCGCGGGCGACUGGUGUGCCGAAACGGAGCAAUUUCACGUGCGAGGAACCCUGUCCGGGGUCCUAGGGAAUGGCUUCUCCAUAGCGCAGGGCGAGGCCUGUGCCCUAGCCAAGCUGCUGGAGUACACUCAGGACGAGGUGCUCGUGGCAGCGGAUUCCAAGGCAGCCAUCCGUCAGUCUAAGUUUGCUGAGCUCAGCCGCUCAUGCCUCCACUCCUGGGGGGCGCAAUGGGAGGAGCGACGUAGACUAACCACAGUCUGGACGCGCAGCCACCGAAGCCUGGAACAGUUUGUGGCGGAGUUUGGGCGGUCCAAUCUCUGGGCAUGGUUCGCCAACCAGCGUGCGGAUGCCCUGUGCGGGUCCCGGGCUGAGGAGUGCCUCAGCUGGGCACAUGUUGAGAAAGUCAAACGCCUGGACGCAGCAGCAGCCCAGUGGCAGCAGGCAUUGGGCCGCCGUGCCCAUUUCAUCUUCGGCCACGACGAGGUGCACCCGUGCGCACCGCCAAAAGAUGCGUCCAGGCGCGAGAAAAAGAAAGAGUGGCCCAAAGCCCGUAAAGUACGAUGCACCGUCGUGAAACUGCCCACGAAGCAGGCCCCCCUCAACAAAAAGAGGAGGUUGCAGCAGGCAGCUGAAGGAAAGGAGUCAGGGCACGCCUGGACCUUCAAACAGCACCCCACUAAUUCCUCUAUCCAGUGUGAGGUUUGUGGGUUGUAUGCACAGCAAGUUCACCCUGUGGCCACCCUUGAUAGGAUUAUUGCUACGCCGUGCAUCAAUUUGGGCGCGGGCGAUAAGGUUUUUGCACGUUUUUGGGACUGCCGCCCAUCCCAUCGCAUGGUUUCGUUAGGAAAAGUGUGGAAGUGCGAAAAAUGCCACGGCCAACAAAAACCAGGGCAGGACCCCUUGUCAAGAAUCUUAGGGGUUGAGUGCAAGGGCGCUAGUCGUGUUAAGGGCUCCACCAAGCUGGUUCCUGUCCCCAAGUCCCAAUGCCUUCUCAGUUUCCAGGCGGUGAACCCCAGUGUUUCGUCCGCAGCCGUUGCCACAGGGAAGGUAGCCGGUAGCCGUAAGCGACGACGCCACGCACCCUUCGGAGGAAGGUUUUCAGCCAGUCCUCCGACGUACUCCCCCGCCUAA